CACUUCCAAUCUCAACCGCAACCCUCUUCGCCAAGCGCGGGGAAUUGCUCUUUAGCCCUGUUGUUCGACCAGGUCUUGGUAACGGAGAGACUGCUCGGCGGUCAUGUCCGUAACCAGGGUGGUAACCGCUGCUUCUCUGGAAGGUGCCCAGUAUUACCCUUACGACACACGAUUGGAGACAUGGGAGGAUCCCACUCCUGGAUCGUCGACCUCAACAAAAACUCUGGAGGAAAUGACUGCUGACUGCAUUGCGGCCACCAGGCUUAGGAAUAGCCUCCGGCCCAAGAGUCCAACCCGUGCGGAUAUGUGGAGACGCAAGCAAGAUCGUGAACGCAAGACCUUGGUCUCCGGGCUCAACGCCUACGCCAAGCAAAACAAUAUGCAGCCAGAUGAGCUGGAGUUUGUGGAAGUGAAAGGGAGGGCUCAAAUUCUUGAAGGCUCAACAGAAUAUCUGCACUUUAACUUUUUGGUGAAACAAGUGGAUGGCACAACAAAGUUAUUUUUUGCUGAGAUAAAUGCCUACUGUAGGGGGGAGAAGGAUGUUUAUCUAUGCACCUCUUUGGUACAAAGUGACUGUGGUCCUUGUUUCGGGUGUAUCCGAGAUAGAGAUCUUAAGCACCCCACUAGUGGUGCCUAUUUGGCUGGUCGCAAGUAUCCACAUUACAUCCGCGAGGAGAUUGACAGUGAUGAUGAUGAUUAUAUGUAAAUUAUUGUGUCUUGAUCACUCCGAGUGUGUAGUCCAUUAGGAAGAUCUCUAUUGUUUGAGUUCCCUCUCGCAAAGGGGUGAUCUGUUCUAAUGCCUUCUUUUAGAACUGUGUAUGACUGAAGC
Triticum dicoccoides is the source of this 829-nucleotide messenger RNA. RefSeq lists its product as uncharacterized. The record is from RefSeq and is a predicted model, not a curated record. Bases 104 to 706 code for a protein of 200 amino acids. Lineage: Eukaryota; Viridiplantae; Streptophyta; Magnoliopsida; Poales; Poaceae. The transcript has 5 exons.